Molecule: messenger RNA, 1032 nt
Organism: Oppiella nova
Lineage: Eukaryota; Metazoa; Arthropoda; Arachnida; Sarcoptiformes; Oppiidae
Source: the annotation of a GenBank genome assembly
AAAUCCAAUUUUCUGAAACUGCUGAAGGAAUUGAGAGAAGCCUUCGACCCGCACGGGUAUCUCCUGACGGCUGCCCUCUCACCCGGAAAGCAAACGAUGGACGCCGCCUAUGGAGACGUACCCCUAAUGAAUGAACUGCUGGAUUGGGGAAACGUAAUGACAUACGACUAUCACGGGGGUUGGGAAGACAUUCUCGGACACAACGCCCCACUCUAUAGCCGACCCGAUGAGACCGAGGAGUUGGAGAGGAAAUUGCACACGAAUUACAGAACAUUUAAUGUGAACUAUACCGUCAAUUAUUACCUGUCGUUGGGACUCAAGAAGGAGAAGAUGGUGAUGGGAGUGCCCUUCUAUGGCAGGGGUUGGACUCUCAUGAGUAAAGAUAAGCAUAACCUCCACGACAUUGCAAAGGGGAUGUCACCCGAGGGUUUCAUCGGUGGUGAGGCCGGAGUGUUGGGAUAUAAUGAGUUAUGUCAACUGGAGCUCAAAGAUCCCUCGCAAUGGCACAACGAGUAUGACCCGUACUAUAGGGCGCCGUAUGCUUAUAACGACGAGAUAUUCAUUGGUUAUGAAGACGUGGACAGUAUUUCGUGCAAAAUCGCUUUCUUGAAAUCCAUGGGACUGUCGGGUGGUAUGGUGUGGGCCCUCGAGAACGACGACUUCAGGAGUAAGUGCGGGGGCGGGAAGAACCCCCUCAUGAAUAAAGUUCACCGUAUGUUGAAUGGCGAUGAGAUCAAGUCGCUUGAAUGUAAAUUCGCACCUACACCUACACCACCACCUCCAACCACACCGACAACUCAACCUACUACACCUCCUACUACCCCUCCGACUACCCCUCCUACAACUAAACCCACAACUCAGGGCACAACCAGUAGUGUUACCAGUAGUGUUGACUACUGGUGCUCUCGGGAUGGCUAUAUGCCACACCCCAGUGACCCCCAUAAAUACUUUCAGUGCGAAUGGAUCCCAGGCACGGGAUGGUACCUCCAUGAUAGGACCUGUCCCGACCACACCACGUGGGUGCAAAAGGAC